Molecule: messenger RNA, 1340 nt
Organism: Cuscuta campestris
Lineage: Eukaryota; Viridiplantae; Streptophyta; Magnoliopsida; Solanales; Convolvulaceae
Source: the annotation of a GenBank genome assembly
CAUCACUUAAUUAUUAGCCCAAGCCCAGUCCAUACUCAAAUCCUUACCUAGAAAAAGAAAACGGAAGAAAAGCUGCCGAAGUGCCGAUCGAAGAAAGACCGGAAGAAAGAAGAGAGCCCAGUCGCCGCCGGCCGCCUCCACCGCCAGACGCCGAGUCGCCGACCUGCACGGCUCCACCCUCCAACCCUCCAGGUUUCAAAGAUUACAGGCUUCGAGUCUUCGCUCAAGGAAAUCAUCUCUGACCAGGUUAGGCUUUUUCAAUCUUCGCCACGCCAGUGCCGCCCCAUCAUCGUCAGUGCCCCUUACUCUUCCAGUAUACCUGUAUCAAAUGCUAAGAGAAAGUAUCCGGAUGAGCUGCUUUCGCCUAUUGUACAGAGUUGAAACGCCUUUUAUCUGCCCCUAUGACUUCUGCUCCUAUGGGGGUGGCCACAGAUUAUUCGCUACCUCUUGCUCCACCUCCACCAAAACGACAACAAAGAAGGAGAAGGUAAUUGUGAUAUCUGGACCCACUGGUGCUGGGAAAAGCAAGCUUGCAAUCGAUCUUGCAAAGCAACUCAAUGGAGAAAUCAUUAGUGCGGACUCAGUACAAGUUUGUGUACAGAGGGCUAAAUAUUGGUUCGGCAAAGCCAUCCCUCAGUGAAAGAAAGCAUGUUGAUAUAGACGCCUUCGAGGCAGCACAUAUCAGUGAAGGCACAAGGCAGAUUCGCAUAUUUGACAAGAGAAUUCAUGUUUCCUAAAUUAUUAUAUCAUUUAAUAAUGCUUAACUAAUUAAUGGUUUGGUAAGUAUUUGAUUUACUUGUCCUAGCCAAGUUUUGAUUAUGUAAGAGACUAUUAAAUAUUGGGUUAUCUGCCAUCACUAAAGACUAUUUAUUCCUGAGUAAUUGGCAAGCUAUUGGAGGUGGGACUGCAUUCCCUGCCACCAGCCCGUGAGUAGUCAUAGGUCGCACAAAACCUUCUGCCUCUCUCCCUGUUGAUCCUCACCAUUUAGGGUCUAUUUGGUUUGAUGGGAGGGAAGGGGAGGGGAAGGGAUGGGGUGGGGCUACACUUACGUUGUUUGGUUGGAGAAGGGGAAGGAAAACAUCUAAAUUAUUUCAAGCUUUUCAAACCCCGAAGCAGAGUUCUAGCUUUUGAACACAAUGAGGUAGGUGUAAUAUCAUUAUUUGAGUGGAAUCCCUUUCGAUUCAACAAUGAGCAUCCCAAAUCUAUUUAUCAUCAUUUAAUUUCAAGAGAUAUUAGGAGAAGAAGAUUCGAUGUUAUUGCAGUGCCUAUAUGAUUGAACAGACCUAGAUGAAAAUGAAAAUAAUUUUCCUCACCUGGUGAAAUAGACUGGGGAGAAGAGG